This is a messenger RNA of Lachancea mirantina, 2088 nucleotides long. Lineage: Eukaryota; Fungi; Ascomycota; Saccharomycetes; Saccharomycetales; Saccharomycetaceae. The record is from the annotation of a GenBank genome assembly.
AUGAUCGCGUCUGUUUUUCUUGCUUUGUUUUGGGUUGUGGUGGGUACCCAGGCUUUCUAUCUACCGGGAAUUGCACCAACUACGUACCAUGCUGGAGACUCUAUUCCGCUACUUGUGAACCAUCUGACGCCGUCGAUGUAUUUCCAACACACAGAUGACGAAGGGCACGACUUAGGCGACAAGGAAUCGUUUCUAUAUUCUUACGAUUAUUACUACGAAAAAUUGCACUUUUGUCGCCCGGAAACAGUGGAAAAACAACCCGAAUCUCUCGGUUCCAUUAUUUUUGGAGAUCGGAUCUACAAUUCACCUUUUGAGCUGAAUAUGUUAGAAGACAAAGAGUGUGUGGCUCUAUGUGAGCAGACAAUACCCGCAGAAGACGCAAAAUUUAUUAACAAGCUGAUCAAAAACGGGUUUUUUCAAAACUGGCUUGUGGACGGAUUGCCAGCCGCGAGACAAGUCAGAGAUGAGCGCACGAAAGAAGUGUUUUACAGUCAAGGUUUCGAGCUAGGAUAUGUUGAUUCGGACGGUGCUACCUUCAACGGGGGUAACCAAGCGUCAGCAGGGUCGUCAUCGACGGAGUCGUUGUCGUCAUCCGGAACCAAACCCGUGGCUGAAAGCGACUAUCUAGAGUUGGACGAUGGCUAUGGUGUAUCGAAGCGGGAUAAAGUGGCUCUUCAAAAGCGGAGAAAAGUUACCGACAAGUCCGAAGUUGUCAAGAAUCUCGAAGUACCAUAUUUUGCCAACCAUUUUGACAUCCUUAUUGAGUACCACGACAGAGGUAACAAUGACUACCGCGUUGUAGGCGUUACAGUUAAUCCUGCCUCCAUAAAACGUGAGGACGCCUCUCAAUGUGCCGCCACUGGCGAAUUGCUAUCACUCUCAGAAACGGAGGAUAACAAAGUUCAGUUCACUUACAGCGUCAAGUUCACAGCUUCCGACAAUGUUUGGGCCACUCGCUGGGACAACUACUUGCAUGUUUACGAUCCAAAAGUGCAGUGGUUCUCGCUUAUCAACUUUUCUAUUGUGGUGAUCCUGUUGUCGUCCGUCGUUGUGCAUAGUUUGUUGCGCACCUUGAAGGAAGACCUUUCCAGAUAUAACUCAUUCAACCUUGACGACGACUUUCAAGAGGAAACGGGCUGGAAAUUGAUUCAUGGUGACGUAUUCCGUUCUCCACGGAAGGCGUUAUUACUUUCGGUACUGGUGGGAUCCGGUGCUCAGCUCUUUUCCAUGGCUGCGGUCACCGUUCUCUUUGCAGCCUUUGGACUACUAUCUCCCUCGUUCCGCGGUUCUUUGACGACUGUUAUGUUCAUUUUAUACUCCCUGUUUGGGUUUUUUGGGUCCUUCACUUCAAUGGCGACCUACAAAUUUUUCGGGGGUCAACUAUGGAAGGUAAAUAUGAUCUUGACACCUAUCUUGGUUCCCGGUUCCCUUUUCGGAUGCAUGCUCGCACUCAAUUUCUUUCUUAUUUUCGUGCAUUCGUCGGGCGCUAUUCCGUUUGGGACAAUGUGUGCGAUUGUCGCACUCUGGAUCCUGUUUUCAAUCCCACUUUCCCUAGCUGGUUCUUUCGUAGCCCGCAAGAAAUGUCGCUGGGACGAACACCCGGUCAAAACCAAUCAAAUUGCAAGGCAGAUACCCUUCCAGCCUUGGUAUUUGAAAACAGUUCCCGCUGCUUUCAUCGCUGGCUUGUUUCCUUUCGGUUCUAUUGCAGUCGAACUCUACUUCAUUUACUCCAGUUUAUGGUUUAACAAGAUUUUCUACAUGUUUGGAUUUCUUUUCGUGUCCAUUACACUACUCACACUUACCACUUCCCUCGUUACCGUCUUGCUUACCUAUCAUUCCCUAUGCAUGGAAAAUUGGCAAUGGCAAUGGCGCGGCUUCUGGAUCGGUGGUGCCGGUUGCGCGACCUAUGUGUUUGUGCAUUCGAUUCUGUUCACAAGAUUCAGACUUGGUGGGCUCACAACAAUUGUUUUGUAUGUCGGUUAUUCGCUGGUCAUCUCGAUUUUGUGCUGUCUGAUAACUGGAUCUAUUGGUUUUUUGAGCAGUCUGUUCUUCGUUCGCAAGAUCUACAGUUCGAUUAAAGUCGAUUAG